UGCCAAAGAAGGGCUGUAACUCGCAGCAUUGACCGCUAGCUAAGCCGCAGCUCAAACUAGUAAAAACAUGCAGCAAUCUAUCGAUGUAUGCGACGGCAAUUGGCUAUGGAAGUGACCUCAGCUUGCAACAUGCCUCGAUUAUGCAUUCCAGUAGAGAAUAUGUGAUCAAAAUCAACAUUACGGUGUCUUGGGGAUAGUACGAUCGGUCGAAGAGAAGCUUGUGGUAUGGAAUAGAAAGCAAUAGGCCUAGGUAUAAAGACGGAGUCGCCCAUCGUCGAGUGUUGGUUCUCUUCCAGUAUCAUCAUCACUCACUCAUCUCAUACAUAUUCUCGUCUAGAGCCAGAUCUUCUACUUCAUCAUGUUCGUCUACCAAGGAAAGCUCAACUGGUACCACUACGCCCAGGAUGAGACCUUUGUCAUCGUCCUCCCAUCCGGCCCAGUCCGCGUUGGAGACAGCGUUUACCUCUUCUCCCAAUGGACAGUCGAUGCACAAGGCAACAAGAAGAAGAACUGGUUCAUGACUCUCACCGUUGACUCCGUCACUCAGACCGAGGCUUCUGACGUCACGUUCUUCCUCAAGGGUUCUUGGUACAACUUCACCAUCACUACCAAGCGCGGCUAUGAGGAGCUCAGCGUUGUUAUGAGAAACCCCCAGAACGGUGUUAGCUCUCCCCUCUCCCUGAAGCGCGAGUGGAAGUCUGACCAGGAGCUUACUGGCACUACUCGUAUCUGGACUGGCAAGUUCAAGUGGCUCAACUUUGCCAGUGACGAGCCUGCUAUCUUUAUCGUGCCUGAUGGGUUUGGAGAGGGCAAGCCUAUCUUGUCUACGUGGCAGUGGACUAAGGCUUCCAAUGGGAAGACAAAGGACCCUUCGUUCCGUAGUGCGACGCAGACAUCUGUGUCAGGUGACGGAAAAACCUCGUUCAAGUUCACCUACCGUUCAUACUAUGACAUCAGCUGUACCUGGGAUGGUAACAAAGACCAACUUGAUGUUUGGGUCAAGGAGGGAGGUCACAGUGAGGAUGUUGGUGACAUGGUUCGCUCUGCUAUCAUCGAGCGUCAAAUCCAUUCUCAUGAUCUCAACCCUCCUGAUACCACCGUGACCAAGGGCCAGUGUGAGCUUCGUCUGCCUCAGGCCCAGGCUUCCCUCCCCCGUCUUCUUUGCCCUCUGUCAUUCCCUAAGGGUCUUCUUGAGACUCUCGCUCAUACCGCUGCUUUCGUUGACCAAUGCGGCUACUUGGCAAAGUAUGCUCAGGAUCACUUCACUGCCCUUGAUGCGGAUUACCACAAGGCGCUUGAGUUGAUCAACGGCUUGAAGGCCGAAAUCGUGAACCUGACCAAGACGAGGGAUGACCUUAUCCUUGACCGCGACGGCGCUAGAUCCAAGGUCAAGAACUUGCAGGAUGCUCUCGACAAAGCCAUGAAGGACAUUGAAGAGCUGCAAAAGGAGGUCGCCAGACUCAAAGAGUGCAUCGCUAACGAUGCGCUCAAGGAUGCCGAGGCCGCCAAGCUCCUGCAGAAGACCCAACAAGAGCUAACGACUGAGCAAGGCAAGGUCGCUGAUCUCACCAAGGAGAAGACUGCACUCAAGGCCGAGAAUGAUAAGCUCCAGGCAACUAUUCUCAGCCUCCAAGCUCAGAUCAUCACCCUCGAGACUACCAUCGCCAACCUCAAGGCCGAGCUUACCGUCAAGAUUACCGAGAACAAGACCCUCACGGAUAAGAACAUCCAACUCGAGUCUGACAAGAAGAACCUCGAGGGAACCGUCAAGGAUCUCCGAAGGGAGCUUGAGGCAGCGCUCGCGAGAAUUGCUGAUCUUGAAGAGGAUGCUACCAAGCAGGAGAAGAGGAUCAACGAGCUCAUCGGCGAGAAGAGCAAGGCGCUCUCAGAUGCUUCCGUGGCUGACCAGCGUGCUGCCACGGCUGAGUCUACCGUUGCCAAGUACAAGAAGUGGGCUUUCAAGAACAAGGUUAACAUUGAUCUCUCGACCGUUUGAAGCCAGGAAUCCUUACCGGCAUCGUCUACUACUGGUCCCGUGAGCUUGGUGCCGGUAGGGAGUUGGUCGUGUCAUAGGGUUUUGAGAUAUUUCUGGGUGAUGGGAGCCCUGUGCCUGGCAGCUUGGGAGCUGAAAAGGAGAUGGGGUACGGAGAGGACUGUUUAGCUUGGAGGGAAUAGUCCUGAUGCUAAGUUAACUUAAUACAUUCCCUUUGUCACUUGCGUUCAGCGCACCGAGUGGUCUAAAACAUGAAUGAGGCGAUGUUCGUAAAGCUUAUCGUACGUCGACUCGAACUAGGAAGAACUAGGAGAAAAUGGCAAAGGACAAAUAAGGGAUGCCAAAUGAAGUUGCUAUAACCGUCAAAUUAUAUAUGUCCCCCCCCCCCUCCCC
Molecule: messenger RNA, 2386 nt
Organism: Fusarium redolens
Lineage: Eukaryota; Fungi; Ascomycota; Sordariomycetes; Hypocreales; Nectriaceae
Exons: 3
Coding region: 359-1996 (545 amino acids)
Source: RefSeq, a predicted model, not a curated record